AUGUCGAUUACAUUGCAUGUGUCACUCCUGAGUGGUCACGAGACGUCUCUAUCUGCUGAGCCUGAGACCCGAGUGGAGGAGCUACGGCGGAGGGUUCAGCUGGAGCUGGGCAUCGGCCCCUGUCGGUUAGUCGCAGCAGGGGAGGUGCUUCAGCCCCGUGCCACGCUCAGUCAGCAAAAGCUGACGGAUGGCAUGCAGAUUGUGGCCGUGCUUCGCCAGCCAGAGAUCAUCUCGACACGCCGAUCCACCUCGAUGGCCUUACUUACUGGAGACGGGUCCGUGCUGACCUGGGGUGACCCAGAAAGAGGCGGCGACUGCAGCGCGGUCCAGGACCAGCUGGUGCACGUCGAGAGCCUCCACGCAGCCCCGGGCUCCUUCGCUGCAAUCUUGGCAGAUGGGUCCGUGGUCACUUGGGGAGAGGAGUUGGCGGACACCAAGCCCGUGAAGCAUCUACUCAUGAAUGUCCGUUCCAUCCAUUCCACGGGCUUUGCUUUUGGGGCCAUCACGGACGACGGCUCCGUGGUUUCAUGGGGUCAUGAGCUCUUUGGGGGGCGGGCGCCGGCGAACCUCACCAACGUCAGGAAGCUUCUUGGUUCCCUCACGACCUUUGCUGCGCUUCGCAGCGACGGGUCGGUCGUGGCCUGGGGCGAAGAUGGGCGCCAGGAGAUGUGGGAGCAGCUGAGGAAUGUGUGUGACAUCCAGGCGACCGAGAGCGCCUUUGCGGCGCUGUCCGCAGGUUCCGUGGUGGCUUUCGGCCAUCCUCUUUAUGGCGGCGUUCUGGACGAAAGGCUCCAUGGCCCUCACAAGGUGCAGCAGAUCUACUCCACUGAUGGGGCUUUUGCAGCACUAGUGGAAGAUGGUUCUGUUGUGGCAUGGGGGGAUGCUCUGUCCGGUGGUGACGUCAACGUACCUCAGCCUGUCAACGAGCAGCUCCACGACGUGCAGAGCAUCGUGGCGUCGGCGGCCGCUUUCGCUGCGCUUAGGGCGGACCACACCGUGGUAACCUGGGGCUGCCCGGAGCUUGGAGGCGACAGCUCCGCAGUGAAGGAGCAGCUGAGGGACGUCACGCAGGUCUGCGCCACCGCCAUGUCUUUCGCUGCCCUGCGCGCGGACGGCUCGGUGGUUACCUGGGGCAACUCCCACUUCGGGGGGAGCUGCCGUGCAGUGCAAGGCCAGUUACGCGACGUCCAGCAUCUGGGUGCAUCGGCCAAUGCCUUCGUGGCUCUUUUAGCCGAUGGCUCACUGGUCGCCUGGGGGGACACCGCCUUCGUCGAGACUGCACCUGCAUCGUGGAAAAUCAGAG
Molecule: messenger RNA, 1303 nt
Organism: Symbiodinium necroappetens
Lineage: Eukaryota; Dinophyceae; Suessiales; Symbiodiniaceae
Source: the annotation of a GenBank genome assembly